This is a messenger RNA of Onychomys torridus (southern grasshopper mouse), 2617 nucleotides long. RefSeq names its product EBF transcription factor 2 (gene Ebf2). The transcript has 16 exons. Lineage: Eukaryota; Metazoa; Chordata; Mammalia; Rodentia; Cricetidae. Gene Ontology annotation, molecular function: RNA polymerase II cis-regulatory region sequence-specific DNA binding; DNA-binding transcription factor activity, RNA polymerase II-specific. The record is from RefSeq and is a predicted model, not a curated record. The coding region runs from base 377 to 2104 and encodes 575 amino acids. Gene Ontology annotation, biological process: regulation of transcription by RNA polymerase II.
AGGGGGGACCAGGAGGAAGGGGAGCGAUCAGGCAGCUAUCUAUCUCCUCCUGUUUUCCCCAGAACAGGUGAUGCUUCUAAAUUGUGGCCACUUUCUGGAGAACGCUCUGCAACUGGAAGGAUGCGGGCGACCUAGGGUGGUGGAAGCCCCGAGGCUGCAGAUCUGAAGCCACCGAGGAUCCAAACGCAAACUUUGAGUGCAUUGUGCGUGGAGGGAAGAGCUGGUUAUUUCUCUCCAAGAGGGCCCCAAACUUCGUCACUUGCCCCCUUUCUCGGAUUGCUUCGGAGAACACCGUUUGCUGGCAGCGUCGGAAAGCCCGGGCGGUGUUGUCGUAAAGUCAUCUUUUAAGGCGACAGUAGAGGAUCAGACUUUUUAAAUGUUUGGGAUUCAAGAUACACUAGGAAGAGGACCAGCUCUGAAAGAAAAGUCGCUGGGCGCCGAGAUGGAUUCGGUCAGGUCUUGGGUCCGGAAUGUCGGCGUGGUGGACGCCAAUGUCGCCGCUCAGAGCGGAGUGGCCCUGUCCCGGGCCCACUUUGAAAAGCAACCUCCCUCUAACUUGAGGAAAUCCAACUUCUUUCAUUUUGUCCUGGCGCUCUACGACAGGCAGGGACAGCCGGUGGAGAUCGAGCGCACGGCCUUCGUGGACUUUGUGGAGAACGACAAAGAGCAAGGCAAUGAGAAGACCAACAACGGUACUCAUUACAAGUUACAGCUCCUGUACAGCAACGGUGUCCGCACAGAACAGGACCUCUAUGUCAGGCUCAUCGACUCAGUCACUAAGCAGCCCAUAGCCUAUGAGGGACAGAAUAAGAAUCCAGAAAUGUGCCGGGUUCUGUUGACGCAUGAGGUGAUGUGCAGUCGAUGCUGCGAGAAGAAGAGCUGUGGGAACCGGAACGAGACCCCGUCGGACCCCGUCAUCAUCGACAGAUUCUUUUUAAAAUUUUUCCUGAAGUGCAAUCAGAAUUGUUUGAAAACAGCAGGAAACCCAAGGGACAUGAGAAGGUUCCAGGUUGUGUUGUCAACAACAGUAAAUGUGGAUGGACAUGUGCUUGCUGUUUCUGACAACAUGUUUGUACAUAACAACUCUAAGCACGGAAGGAGAGCAAGAAGGCUUGACCCAUCAGAAGCUACACCCUGCAUCAAAGCCAUCAGCCCAAGUGAGGGCUGGACCACAGGAGGAGCCAUGGUCAUCAUCAUUGGUGACAACUUUUUUGAUGGUCUCCAAGUUGUAUUUGGUACCAUGCUUGUAUGGAGUGAGCUUAUAACUCCUCAUGCCAUCCGAGUACAGACCCCUCCCCGGCACAUCCCUGGAGUUGUGGAGGUGACACUAUCUUAUAAAUCCAAACAAUUCUGCAAAGGAGCCCCAGGCAGGUUCAUUUACACAGCUUUAAAUGAACCCACCAUAGACUAUGGCUUCCAGAGACUGCAGAAGGUCAUCCCAAGGCACCCAGGGGACCCCGAGAGGUUAGCUAAGGAAAUGCUUUUGAAAAGAGCUGCAGACCUUGUGGAAGCCCUCUAUGGCACACCCCACAAUAACCAGGACAUCAUUUUAAAGCGUGCUGCAGACAUUGCCGAAGCCCUGUACAGUGUCCCCAGGAACCCCAGCCAGAUUCCAGCUCUCUCCAGCUCCCCAGCUCACAGUGGCAUGAUGGGUAUCAACUCUUACGGCAGCCAGCUUGGAGUCAGCAUCUCAGAAUCCACACAAGGAAAUAACCAAGGAUACAUUCGCAACACAAGCAGCAUCUCCCCGCGGGGAUACUCCUCCAGCUCCACGCCUCAGCAGUCUAAUUACAGCACCUCCAGUAACAGCAUGAACGGCUACAGCAAUGUUCCUAUGGCCAACCUGGGUGUGCCAGGAUCGCCAGGAUUUCUGAAUGGCUCACCCACAGGCUCCCCAUAUGGAAUCAUGUCCUCCAGCCCCACCGUCGGCUCCUCCAGCACGUCCUCCAUCCUUCCAUUCUCCUCUUCCGUUUUUCCUGCUGUCAAACAGAAGAGUGCCUUUGCCCCUGUCAUCAGGCCCCAAGGCUCCCCUUCGCCCGCCUGUUCCAGUGGCAAUGGAAAUGGAUUCAGAGCCAUGACUGGACUUGUUGUACCCCCAAUGUAAAGCAGAGGAAGAACUGCUUUCUCAUAGCACAAAACUACUUAUUCCGAUGGACCAAUUAUGAAGGAAGCACUCUGAACUCGCUGGGGAGAGUUGCACCCCUGAGUGGCCAUGUUGGACAGAUUUGGGAAGGCAAAGAGCCACCAUCUUGGUCUCAUGUUCCUCAUGAAGCUUUGACAGUAACUACACAAACUGACCCUUUUGGAGACAAGGACAGAAAAAUGUCAUUGAUGUGGUCAGUGCUCAGAGCAGAAACGAAAUUCUUUGUUAUGAACAUUAUGAAAACCACCUUCCUAUGUUUGUAAAAUAUUUAAGAAAAACAUUGGCAAACAUUCAUGCUUAAUAUUUUGGAUACUAUUUGUUUUUCUUUGUAGGAAAAAAGUUGAAAGUUUCUAUUUUCUAUGAAUCCUUUCAGAUACCAAUUUAGUUUAUGCAGAAAAAAAUUGAACAAAACAGGGUACCAGCAUGGAAGACUUUCUUAAAAAUGAAACCUGAAUUGAAUGAGGAAAUGUUGUA